Messenger RNA from Arvicanthis niloticus (Nile rat), 4727 nucleotides. The record is from RefSeq and is a predicted model, not a curated record. NCBI's taxonomy places the organism in Eukaryota, Metazoa, Chordata, Mammalia, Rodentia, Muridae.
AUGUUCCUUAAGUUCUGCCUGUGGAAGAUGUUCUUCCUCUCUGCAUGGUCACCAACUGGACAUGCUAAGUACAGUAGUAGCCUUCCAGAAGUAGUGAUACCCUUGAGGGUGAAGGUCACUGGCAGAAAUAAUAUUUCCCCAGGUUGGCUGUCCUAUAGCCUGCACAUUGAGGGACAGAGACACAUAAUCACUAUGAAACCCAAGAAAUACUUGAUAUCCAGAAACUUCUUAUUACUCACUUAUAGUGACCAAGGUGAUCUCCUUGAAGAACAGCCUUUUGUGCAGAAUGACUGCUACUACCAUGGCUAUGUGGAUGAAGACCCAGAAUCCCUGGUCAUCGUUAACACCUGUUUUGGGAGUUUGCAAGGCAUACUAGAGAUAAAUGGCACAACUUAUGAGAUCAUGCCCAAGAGCUCAACUUCAACAUUUGAACAUCUGGCUUACAAAAUGGACAGUGAGGAGCCAGAAUCAAUUCGCAUGAGAUGCGGGUUAACCGAAGAGGAAAUAGCACGACAAAUGAAGCUUCAAGAAAGAGAUGCCUCAACACUUUUGCAAAUAGUCCCAUAUGAUUAUUCGUGGACUCAUCACAGGUUUAUUGACUAUUUUGUAGUUAUUGACCAUAAACACUAUAUUCAUAGAAAUAACAAUAUCACAACUUGUAUUCAAGAAACUUUGCAAAUAGUCAAUGGAUUAAAUGGUUUAUAUCUUCAAAUAGGCAUAGACGUGGUUUUAACCAAACUUGAAGUGUGGAGCCAAAGAAAUCUUAUCAAUGUAGAACAACGGAUUCAUAAGGUCCUAAGUGAUUUCUGCAUUUGGAAAAUAGCCUCGAUUAGCAAUCAAAUUAGAUAUGAUGUCAUACACCUUGUGGUCAGACAUGAUUAUGUUACAACUUUAGGGAUAGCUUAUUUACUUACCAUUUGUUUUACUAAUAAUUGUGGAGUUAACAGUUAUGUGUCUGAUAAAACUUUUGACAUUUCAUACAUUAUAGCACAUGAGAUGGGUCAUAGCUUGGGUUUGGAGCAUGAUAAAAAGGAAUGUUAUUGUGGGAGAGGAAAACAAUGCAUAAUGAAUGAAUAUAAAUCAGAUUACCCCAAAUUCAGCAAUUGUAGUUUUGAAUAUCUUUAUUCAUUUCUUUAUCUAAGACCAUGCUUAUACGAUACACCAGAAACACUAGAAAAACUAGUAACAACAAACCUGACCAAGUGUGGAAAUAACUUGGUUGAGGAAGGAGAGCAGUGUGAUUGUGGGAGCUCUGAAUCCUGUUCAACAGAUCCAUGCUGUAGUGAGGGCUGUUUUCUCAAACCUGGUGCUCAAUGUGCUUCUGGGCUUUGUUGUCAAGAUUGCCAGUUUCUUCAAACAGGCACCAUGUGCAGAAAAGAGAAAAAUGAGUGUGACCUUCCAGAGUGGUGCAAUGGAACUUCAGCUGAGUGUCCAGCAGAUGUGUAUAAAGAAGACGGAAGCCCUUGCUCGUGUGGUUAUUGCUAUAAGAUGGAGUGUCAUCAACAUGAUGAACAGUGUCGGAAGAUUUUUGGCAAAGGAAGUCAAAGUGCAAGUGGAAUUUGCUACAUGGAAAUAAACACACUGGGUGACCGUUUUGGUAACUGUGGUAUUGAUACCUAUAAAUACAGAGUAUGUGAACUCGCUGAUGUACUCUGUGGGCGAAUUCAGUGUGAGAAUGUGACAGAACUUCCCCAAAGGAGAAACCAUGAAACGUUGCAUUCCACUCACUUCAGUAAUAUCACCUGCUGGACUAUAGACUAUCAUUUUGGGAUAACCAUAGAUGACACUGGAGCAGUGAACGAUGGCACAGCUUGUGCUCCACAGCAUUUAUGUAUUGACAGAAAGUGUGUCCACCAGUCGAUUCUGUCAAGUAACUGUUCAAAAACUUUUUGCCAUAUGCAUGGACUCUGCAACAAUAAACAGCACUGCCAUUGUGAUGUCACAUGGGAACCCCCAGACUGUCGACAACGUGGCAAUGGAGGUAGUAUAGACAGUGGACCAGCUCCUGUGCAUCGUGGACCAGCUCCUCUGCCUAGUGGACCAGCUCCUGUGCCUUGUAGACCACUUCCUGUGAUUAGUAGACCAGCUCCUGUGCCAAGUUCACCAGCUCCUGUGCCUAGUAAACCAGCCCCUGUGCCAAGUAGACCAGAUCCUGUGCCAAGUAGACCAGCUCCUGUGCCUAGUAGACCAGAUCCUGUGCCAAGUAGACCACCUCCUGUGCCUAGUAGACCAGCUCCUGUGCCAAGUAGACAAGCUCCUAUGCAUAUCCUGCUGCUCUUAUGACUCAACUCUGUCAGAAGACGCUGUCAGAAGACAUGCCAUUAAAGACCAGUGCUGCCUGCAACAGACACAGUGAGGACUGGGAAAGCAAGGAUUUGUCAAGCUCCUCCUUUGUCUCUAAUAGUAUAUAAUGGCUGUGGAUAAGGCCUUGAUCCAUAAAAGAAAUAUGUUUCUUAAGUUCUGCCUGUGGAAGAUGUUCUUCCUCUCUUCAUGGUCACCAACUGGACAUGCUAAGUACAGUAGCCGUCCAGAAGUAGUGAUACCCUUGAAGGUGAAGGUCACUGGCAGAAAUAAUAUUUCCCCAGGUUGGCUGUCCUAUAGCCUGCACAUUAGGGGACAGAGACACAUAAUCACUAUGAAACCCAAGAAUUACUUGAUAUCCAGAAACUUCUUAUUACUCACUUAUAGUGACCAAGGUGAUCUCCUUGAAGAACAGCCUUUUGUGCAGAAUGACUGCUACUACCAUGGCUAUGUGGAUGAAGACCCAGAAUCCCUGGUCAUCGUUAACACCUGUUUUGGGCGUUUGCAAGGCAUACUAGAGCUAAAUGGCACAACUUAUGAGAUCAUGCCCAAGAGCUCAACUUCAACAUUUGAACAUCUGGCUUACAAAAUGGACAGUGAGGAGUCAGAAUCAAUUCCCAUGAGAUGCGGGUUAACCGAAGAGGAAAUAGCACGGCAAAUGAAGCUACAAGAAAGUAAUGACUCCAAACUUUUGCAACUCCCAUAUGAGAAUUGGUGGACCCACCACAGGUUUAUUGACUAUUUUGUAGUAAUAGACCAUAAACGAUAUGUUUAUAGAAAUAACAAUACCACAAAAUGUAUUCAAGAUAUGUUGCAAAUGGUCAAUGGAGUAAAUGGUUAUUAUCUUCAAAUAGAGACUGAUGUGGUUUUAACCACUCUGGAAGUGUGGAGUAGAAAAAACCUUAUCAAUGUAGAACGAGAUAUAACUAAUGUCCUAGAUAAUUUCUGCAAUUGGAAGAUAAACACAAUUGACAAUCAAAUUAGACAUGAUAUCAUACACCUUUUUGUCAGACAUGGAUAUGGUGUAUAUUUAGGGUUAGCUUAUGUAGCCGCAGUUUGUACAUCUUAUAAUUGUGCAGUUAACAGUUUCAUGUCUGAUUCAAUGUCAGACAUAGCAUUUAUUGUAGCACAUGAGAUGGGUCAUAACUUGGGUAUGCUGCAUGAUGUAAGUGGAUGUACUUGUAAUUUAGAGAACUGUAUAAUGGCCCCCUAUAAAUCAAAUUCCCCCAAAUUCAGCAACUGUAGUUAUGAGCAAAUGUAUUCCGUUGUUAACAAAAGAAGUUGUUUAUACAAUAUUCCAGAAGCAAUAGUAACAAACGUGACCAAGUGUGGAAAUAACUUGGUUGAGGAAGGAGAGCAGUGUGAUUGUGGGAGCUCUGAAUCCUGUUCAACAGAUCCAUGCUGUAGCGAGGACUGUGUUCUCAAACCUGGUGCUCAAUGUGCUUCUGGGCUUUGUUGCCAACAUUGCCAGUUCCUUCAAACAGGCUCUGUGUGUAGAAAAGAGAAAAAUGAGUGUGACCUUCCAGAGUGGUGCAAUGGAACUUCAGCUGAGUGUCCAGCAGAUGUGUAUAAAGAAGAUGGAAGCCCUUGCAGUGGUGAUGGUUAUUGCUAUAAGAUGGCGUGUCAUCAACAUGAUGAACAGUGUCGGAAGAUUUUUGGCAAUGGAAGUCGAAGUGCAAAUGAAAUUUGCUACAUGGAAAUGAACAAACGGGGUGACCGUUUUGGUAACUGUGGUAAUGAUAGCUCUAAAUACAGGAGGUGCAAACCCGCUGAUAUACUCUGUGGGCGAAUUCAGUGUGAGAAUGUGACAGAACUUCCCCAAAGGAGAAACCAUGAAACAGUGCAUUCCACUCACUUCAGUAAUAUCACCUGCUGGACUAUAGAUUAUCAUUUUGGAAUAGCCAUAGAUGACAUUGGAGCAGUGAGUGAUGGCACAACUUGUGGACCAUAUCAUUUAUGUGUUGACAGAAAGUGUGUCCACCAUUCGAUUCUGUCAAGUAACUGUUCAACAAUCUUUUGCCAUAUGCACGGCGUCUGCAAUAAUAAACACCACUGUCAUUGUGAUGUCACAUGGGAACCCCCAGACUGUCGACUACGUGGCCAUGGAGGUAGUAUAGACAGUGGACCAGCCCCAGUGACUUUCUCACAUUCUUUUUGGGCUUUAUACUUCAUUACUUUUUUAAUUAUUUUAUCAGUGGUUAUCAUUUCUUUAAUUGGUGUAAUUAAGAGGAAAUGAUGAAUUAAUCCCUAACAUAAGUUGUGCAGGACUCAUCAUCUAGUGAUAAAAAUACAUCUGAAAAACCAAGCCUCAGGUCUGCCGACUUACAUAGCCAACAGAAGAUGCCACAGUUAAACACACACACACACACACACACACACACACACACACACACACACAAGAAAUAGAAAUAAAAUAAUUAUCCUAC